Molecule: messenger RNA, 1348 nt
Organism: Aspergillus alliaceus
Lineage: Eukaryota; Fungi; Ascomycota; Eurotiomycetes; Eurotiales; Aspergillaceae
Product: WD40 repeat domain-containing protein
Exons: 4
Coding region: 48-1046 (332 amino acids)
Biological process (GO): mRNA splicing, via spliceosome
Cellular component (GO): catalytic step 2 spliceosome
Molecular function (GO): protein binding
Source: RefSeq, a predicted model, not a curated record
GAUGAGGUCGCCAGCUUAAACCUCGACGAUAUCUUUGAACCAUUGCAAUGCCAGUGACGAAGCAGUUUCCCACCCGUUUAGUCCACACCCUCAAGACGCAUAAUGGGCCCGUAAACGCGGUCACAUUCUCCAGUUAUCCUGGAACCUACGUUCUGACCGGUUCCUCCGACCGUGCUGUGCAUCUCUCUCGCGCAAUUCCCAACAAAACUGGCACGUCUCCUGAAGAAACGACAGCCCCGAUCCAGAAAUACGAAGCCCACGGGUACUCGGUGCACGAUAUCGCCGUCGCAGGAGACAACGCCCGCUUCGCCAGCGUCGGCGGAGAUAGACAGGUUUUCCUCUGGGAUGUCGAACAGGGCGUAACCGUCAAGCGGUGGAGCGGGCAUGGGGCGAGGGUAGAAGCGGUCCAGUUUGCCGGCGAAGGCGACUCGGUGGUUGUUUCCGGCAGUGCGGACACUACAAUUAACCUAUGGGAUACACGAUCCAACUCUACCAAACCAAUCCAAACCCUCACCGAAGCUAGCGACACCGUCUCAUCCAUUCACGUCCACGCCCCUACGUACUCCAUCGCAAGCGGAAGCUACGACGGCCGUGCGCAUAUCUACGAUGUCCGCAUGGGUCGCACAACUGUCGAUGUCCUCGCUCACCCGGUAACGAGCGUGCGGUGCUCGGCGGACGGGAACGCACUCCUGGCCUCGACACUGGAUAGUCGCAUUCGCAUGCUCGAUCGCGCGGAUGGGAAACUUCUCCAGGCGUACGGGGAUGGGGACAACAGUUCCAGGAAGGCUGGGUAUCGAAAUAGCGAGCUGAGAAUCCGGUCCGUGUUCGCCAAAGGUGAUGCGGUGGUGCUUAGUGGGAGUGAGACGGUUAAGGAGGAUAGGACGGCUCAGGCGCAUGUCUUCGCUUGGGAUGUCUUGAGUGGGGAAGUGGUUGCUAGUGUGCCAGCUGGCGAGGGCGUCCGGGUUGUGAGUUGUGUGGCGUGGAAUGAGAAGGGGGGCAAUUGGGCCGGUGGGUGCUCAGAUGGAACUGUGAAAAUCUAUGGCUAGCGAUGAAUAAUUAGCUCCAAGGUCCUACCACGUGCUCUGAUCACGUUGAACGUAUCGCUUCAAUCACCUCCAGCUUACAAUGGAUGGUUAGGCCUACCACCCAAGGAACGACAGCUGCAUGGCGAUCCCCAAAAGGAAACAACGCCUCCCCCGAAACAGGGCGAACAGGUCUAACCGCUCGCACGAUAUCUCCACCUAUCUGUCUUCAGCCGCCUGCCAAGUGCGCUCUUGCAUUGCGUGUUCACCGAUAUCUAUGCGCCAUUCAAGAGCCUCAGCUUGCGCCACCACGGAGUACUUGGGAA